AUGUCUCAUUUUCAAGAUGCGAAAAAUAUUACAAUAGUCGAAAACGAUCUAACAACAAGCGUCUGGCAAUCCGGCCGCCAAAGCAUUACAAUCGAUUUCCGCUCAAUUUUAUACUUGCGUGUCUUAUUUUCCGUAUCUAGUUUCGAAGACUCCGAUUUCGAUUACGAUAACAUAGAUGAUCAAUAUGGUACUUGUAAGUUCAUCGAAAAGGAUCCCGAGACUCGCUUGCUUUCAAAUGAAUCCGUUGAGGGUUCUGUGGUGGCUACCAACUCAAAGACAAAGGAUGGUCUGGCCAACAAUAGCGGGUACGAUGGAAAUAGUGAUAAAGAGGAUGAAGGUUCAGAGCGUGAGGAUGGUAGACAACGCGUGAACGAACAGCUUGAGAAUGUUUCUACACGUCAAGCAAAGAGAAAAAGGAAAAAAGCUGGCGUUCAAAUAUCUGAAGACGCAUCCGUUGUGUCAAGAACAAGUUCUAUGCCACAUUCUCUAGAUGAUCAAAUGAUUCCCGAGUCUAUCUCAUUUCUCAACGUGCGUGAUUAUCAUGAGCUCUGUCUGCUGCUCAAAGGGAUUGUUAACUGCACUCCGAAAGUACCUGCGGUGUUUCAUAUUGAAAAGAAAACACCAAAAUCUGAUAUUCUUGAGCAUCUGCAAAUAUAUUAUGAUGAUAUGAAACAAAAAGAUUCGCGUCGCAAUUACUUCACCUCUGCUUUCAAAUACGGAUCUCUUGUCCGCUAUCUAUCACGCCACCCUGAACUGAUUGACUACGAAGAGCAGAAAAUGUAUCUAAAGACUUCUUACAGGUUGAUGAAGAGGCAGGGUAAGCUUAGUGUUCGAGUAUAUGAAUUAUUUGGGAUCCUUGGUGAACAAUCAUUGAAGAAUGUGACUGCAAACACUAUGCUAUAUCUGGAGAAAAUCACCAAACCUCAGUUUAAACAAUUAAUUAGAUUUGUAAAGUCUGCGAAAAAAAAAGGCGACUCGACUCGCUAUGAAAAUUAA
Paraglomus brasilianum is the source of this 996-nucleotide messenger RNA. NCBI's taxonomy places the organism in Eukaryota, Fungi, Glomeromycota, Glomeromycetes, Paraglomerales, Paraglomeraceae. The record is from the annotation of a GenBank genome assembly.